Messenger RNA from Trifolium pratense (red clover), 675 nucleotides. RefSeq lists its product as uncharacterized. Lineage: Eukaryota; Viridiplantae; Streptophyta; Magnoliopsida; Fabales; Fabaceae. The transcript has 3 exons. Bases 178 to 414 code for a protein of 78 amino acids. The record is from RefSeq and is a predicted model, not a curated record.
AUUAAGCUGAUUACAAAAGUAAUCCUAAUUAAGGAGAAAAUUCCCACGUAUAUAAAUUCUCUAUCUAUCUAUCCAUCACGCGUUAUUUUCGUUCUUCGCACGCAUUCUCUCAGUUUUCUUCGUUAAAGAAAUUAGGGUUUUGAGGGGUCUCUCUCGUUUGGUCCUACCCUAUCAGCCAUGGGAGGAGGUAACGGCCAAAAGGCAAAGAUGGCUCGCGAGAGAAACCUCGAGAAGCAGAAGAAUGCUGGCAAAGGAAGCCAGCUUGAAACAAACAAAAAAGCUAUGUCGAUCCAGUGCAAGGUUUGCAUGCAAACAUUCAUCUGCACCACCUCAGAAGUGAAGUGCAAGGAGCAUGCUGAGGCUAGACACCCCAAAUCUGAUCUCUUCACUUGUUUUCCUCAUCUCAAACCAUAAACAUGGGAGAAGGGAUGUUGAUACAAACUUAUAUAUCAUAUUAUAUGGAUCAUGAGUUUCUUUUAUAUAAAAAAUGUGUCGGUGUUUGUCUUGGUGGCUAGGGAGAGACAAAAGGGGAUAAUUAGUAUGUUUUAACCUUGCUAAUGUGUGAGAAACUGUUAAUUUUUUCUCUUUUGUCGAAUUGUAAUCGUUUAAUGAUCAUUAGUGUUAAUAUUGUGUUAAAAAAUUGUGCUAUUAAAUAAAGUGCUUGAUUAUAUCAGU